Molecule: messenger RNA, 1836 nt
Organism: Tripterygium wilfordii
Lineage: Eukaryota; Viridiplantae; Streptophyta; Magnoliopsida; Celastrales; Celastraceae
Product: replication protein A 70 kDa DNA-binding subunit B-like
Exons: 10
Coding region: 125-1570 (481 amino acids)
Biological process (GO): DNA recombination; DNA replication; DNA repair
Cellular component (GO): nucleus
Molecular function (GO): DNA binding
Source: RefSeq, a predicted model, not a curated record
GAUUUUUAUUAUUUUCCUUACAGUUGUUCUUCAUCGAUUCUUAUUAUUUUACCGAUUCUUCUUUGUUCCUCUAGCUAUUGCAGUUCGAAGCUCCAUCUUAUCUGAUAUUUCUUCUUGGCGGAUAAUGGAUCAUACACCAUUAAACAAGCUGGAAAUGGGUCAGCGAGGGUACACUGUGGUCGCUCGCGUUGCAAGGAUGUGGGAUUCUACAAAUCCAUCUCAACAAGACCAGCUGAUGAGUGUCGACCUCCUUUUUGUUGAUGAACAGGGAACAACUAUACAAGGAUCCAUCAGGAAAGAAGAUGCAAACAGGAUGAAGGAGUUGUUUGUGGAGGGGAAAAUCUAUCAGAUAUCAAAUUUCUUUGUUGGGGCUGCGAGAAAGAGUUUUAGAAUUUCAAAGCACGACCAAAUUAUCCGAAUUGGUACAUGGACCAUCGUAUUGGAAAUGUCUGAUACCAAAAAGAACAUUCCGAUGAAUUGUUUUAAUUUUGUCGACGACCAAAUAUUGGAGUCAAGAUUGUACAAUGAUGCUGACCUCACUGAUAUCAUGGGUCACUUAACUUCUGUUUCUAAGCUCACAACUACUUUUGCUAAUGGAAGGAUGGUUGGGAAAAAAAACCUUCUUAUCAAUACUAUCAGCAACAAGACUAUUCCAGUCACCUUAUGGGGUAAAAUAGCUGAUGAAUUUGAAGAGGACAAUGUUCUAAAGAUCCCCAAAAAAGAUCGUAUUAUCAUUGUCCUUUUAGGAAUGACUGUGAAAUCUUUUCGGGGUGAAACAACACUGUCAAGCACAUCGGCCACCAAAAUCUACCUUAAUCUAGAUAUACCAGAAGUUCACAAAUUCCACAGCAACAUGUCCUAUCCAAGUGAGGUAACAAUCCUUGAUGAUUUGCGGGACUCAGAGAUGCCAAUAGCACUGAUCCCACAAAAUAAUCAAAAGACAAUUUCAGAACUCAUCUCUCUCGAUAAAAAAACAAAUAUGGGGAAAAAAUUCACUACUGUGGGUUCAAUAACAGAGAUAGACGCAUCAAGGGGAUGGUGGUAUAAUGCAUGUCCAAAAUGCAAGGUCGGUAUCAACAGCUAUGAAGGAAAAUUGUCCUGCAACAAGUGUGGACCAACGGCAAAAUUGCCAAUCCCAUGGUACAAAGUAAGCAUGUAUGUCACGGAUGGGACACAUGAUGCUAAAUUUCUCUUGUUCGGCAAACAUGUCGAGAGGAUGAUAAAAAUACCAGCAAGCACUUUGUCUGAUCUUCCAAGUUCUGUUCGAACCGAAGUUCCAACAAUCAUGCUGAAUCUCUAUGGCAAAACCUACAACUUCACUGUAUCAAUCAAUGAGAGGGAAAACAACUCUGAAACUUUGACCUUCAAUGUCUCUCAAGUUUAUGAAAAUGAUCACGAUCCAAAUAAGGCAGCUGUGGAACAAUCACACUUCCAAAUCUCAGGAACUGAUGGGAAGAAUGAUCUGGCCGGUAGCUUUACAGACAAUUCAGAGAACAAGCGAAAUAGGGCUAUCAUAACAGAGGAAAAGAACUACUCGCACGGAAAAAAUAAGCGUCAUGCAGACGUUUGAAGUACAUUACUGAAAAAAGAAGUCGUUAACAUUCAGCAUAUUUAGUAACGCAAAGCGUCACUUUUGUCUUGUUGUAUAUACAGUUCCAUGGAUGACCAAAUAUCCAAAAAACUUGCAACGUUAUGUCCUGCCUACAAUUGUCCACAAAUCAUUUGUGUGAGAGGUAGUUGUUUUUGGUUAUGUUAAGCUUUUACUUCAUUAAUGUACUUCUCCAUGUAUGUACUAACGAUGAAACACUAAAAAACUAUGUAUACUUUUGUUUGUUA